GUUGGAGUCACGCUUGGAAUGAUGAAUUCAGACAACAUGUGGAGCAUAUCAAGAACUCCCGGUCCAUACGAUAUGACGGGUAACAUCACUUCUGCAGCUGGGGCUCGUCUCUCCUUCGUGUUUGCCAUGCGUGGCCCAUGUAUUGCCAUGGACACAGCUUGCUCAUCGAGCCUAGUCGCGACUCAUAUCGCAGUCCGCAUGAUUGAAAACGAGGAGUGCGUUGACGCAUUAUCAAUGGGUAGUAACAUGAUCCUAACCCCACGCGGCGCAUUUUCCAUGUUUGCAAGCGCCGGGAUGCUGUCGACGCACGGCCGAUGUCACACGUUUGAUGCGCGGGCCAAUGGAUACUAG
Molecule: messenger RNA, 351 nt
Organism: Aureococcus anophagefferens
Lineage: Eukaryota; Pelagophyceae; Pelagomonadales; Pelagomonadaceae
Exons: 1
Biological process (GO): fatty acid biosynthetic process
Molecular function (GO): fatty acid synthase activity
Source: RefSeq, a predicted model, not a curated record